Pleuronectes platessa (European plaice) is the source of this 2476-nucleotide messenger RNA. RefSeq names its product ST3 beta-galactoside alpha-2,3-sialyltransferase 3a (gene st3gal3a). Bases 159 to 1244 code for a protein of 361 amino acids. Gene Ontology annotation, molecular function: sialyltransferase activity. NCBI's taxonomy places the organism in Eukaryota, Metazoa, Chordata, Actinopteri, Pleuronectiformes, Pleuronectidae. The transcript has 11 exons. The record is from RefSeq and is a predicted model, not a curated record.
CACUACUUGUGAGGGCCGGGAUGUCUUCUUGUGACGCCAACGUGGAUCAGGAGCCCGGGGGCUAGCGCCACUGCAGCAGCUACCGACGGAUCGGAGGUCAACUUGAGAAUUAACGGCUCCAGUGUGCAAUGGGCCAUGUAUGCUAGCUUGAGAAGAAAAUGAAACCCAGUCGCAACCUCCUCCUGGGCCUGUGUUCCAUGCUGGCUCUAGGAUUCCUCUACUACUCAUCGGGGAGGAUCAGCUUACAAGGCUGGGUCAACAAAUCAUUGUAUGACAAGCAAGGGUUCCUCGUCAAGCUGGAUGGUAGUCUGCCUUUGGAGCUAAUCUAUAAGUACAGCAAUCUCAGUGAGGGAGCCUGUAAGCCUGGAUUUGCAGCUGCAAAGAUGACUGCCAUAUAUCCAAGAUUCACCAAACUGGCUCCUAUGUUCCUUGAUCCAAAUUACAAAAGAUUUUCCAAGAUUGGUGAUUAUUCGCCUCCAUUUGGGAUAAAAUCACAAGAGAAGAGCAUAGAUAUUGUCCUUUCAGCUACUAAGAGCUAUGGCCUUGGAGAAGAACUUGACAGCAUUAGCUGUAAGACGUGUGUCAUUGUAGGAAACGGAGGAAUCCUCACAAAUAAGUCUCUGGGGCAGAGGAUUGAUCAGUUCGAUGUGGUUGUCAGGUUAAAUGAGGCCCCAGUUAAAGGCUUUGAAAAAGAUAUUGGCUCCAAGACCACGAUGAGGAUCACCUAUCCAGAGGGGGCCAUCCAGAAGACAGAGCGCUACGAGGCUCAAUCUCUGUUUGUCCUCUCAGCCUUUAAAGCUCUGGACCUCAAGUGGCUUCGACACAUGGUCUUUAACCAGAGGCUGCGCAGCACUGAUGGCUUCUGGAAGUCGGUGGCCAGACAUGUGCCAAGGGAGCCCAGCGACAUGCGCAUCCUGAACCCCUACUUCAUCCAGGAGGCCUCCUUCAAGCUUAUUGGAUUACCUUACAACAAUGGACAGAUGGGUAGAGGGAAUAUUCCAACCCUGGGGUCAGUUGCCAUAACAAUGGCCCUUCAUAACUGCGAUGAAGUAGCCGUGGCUGGAUUUGGCUACAACAUGAAGACUCCCCAUGCCCCUUUGCACUACUAUGAGAAGAUUAGGAUGUCAGCCAUCAAAGAGUCCUGGACUCACAACAUAUCUAAAGAGAAAGAGUUCCUGGUGAAGCUGGUGAAGGCUGGGGUUAUCCAGGACUGGACCAGUGGGAUCUGUGGUGCAGGAUGCUGAUAGACUGCAUUUCCCCACCAAAAUGUGCUCCAACAUCUGAAGAGGGAAACUCAAGGCUCCUUUGGCCACAUUCACAUAAAAGUGGAUUACAUGUCCUGGCUUAAGGGUUAGUCAUGAAUGCUAGGGAUUGAACCAGCACCUGGACCAGGCUGCCCUGGUGUUGUGUUAAAUCACAGAGCCUGUGCCAAGAGAAUACCUCUACAAGUGUCAUUCUGCUCACACAGCUGAAUGUAUUCUGCAUCAAGCCUAUACUUGCUCAUUUGUAUCUUCAUCAACCCUGAUGUCACUGAUUUAUAUCUGAUUCAGGCCGCACUCUACAUGACACAUGUCAGCCAUGAUGGCCCAGUCUCUGACAUCAGAGCAACAAGUUCCCUCAGCAGCAGCAUGGAUAUCACAUUUAAACUCACUGUAGCAGAAGAGACACAUUUACUCUGUUCUUGUGAGUUCCCCCACCCUACACGUCCACUGUAUCUUGUUUUUACUUACAAAUAACAACACUUUUUUGUUGUUCCUUGUCUGUAUUAGCAGAAGACUGAAUUCCUUCUGCUAAUAUUCACUAUUUUGAAAUAAGCUACAAUCCAGUUUUCACACACAGGAAUAUUGGAAUGUGUUUGAAACACCUAAUAUAUGAAGUGCAACCAGAAUGACAUGCAGAUACAUCCAGUAGACGCAAGGGGUCACCUUACGGAGAAUAUAUAUAUAUAGUCUCUUUAUCUCGUCACUUCUCAUCUGUCUCUCACUCUCUCCGUUUUGUGAGGAAGUGACGAACAGGGUUCAGGUCUGACUUAUAUCUUUCUGAACCAUUUGUUACUUAAAAUGUACUUGAGGUGCACUGACCGAGUUUGUUUUAUGUGAAUAGAUAGUAUUGGGUAGUUUUUUUCUGAUGCUACAUGCUCUGCUAAACCCGGAUCUUUCUCUUCUCUACUCAACCUUCCCCUCAGACACCAAUCUCAGCCCUGCCACAGGCUGGGAUCUCAGGUACCCUCACCUCAGCCACCAGUCCUGAUCAGUGUUACUUUCAGACAAGUGACUUGAGCUUUAACAAUCCAUCUCACUUUAAUGUGCUGAAAAGUGUGUGUGUCUGUGUUGCUUUACACAAUCUGGUCUGUGCAGUCUUUCCUCCCAUCAUUUUAGGUGUUCAUGGACUGGAUGCAGUCAGAUGCUCAAGCCAAAGUAUUCAUAUUAUUAAUUGUAGCCUGUGCACAAAAACACAUAAAAAAUUAAGAUGUAAA